UGUCUUGUCGUCACUAGUGUCGUCAUUGGUGUUAUUGUCAUCAUUGGUGUUGUUGUCGUCGUUGGUUUGGUGCCGCUAUUAGAUUUCGAUUUCUUCGGCGUUCUUGUAAACUUACGUGUUUCUCUGGUGUUUUUGUGGAAUGGCUUUGCAUUCUUUUCUAACAUUCUUAUAAGUGGCAUUUUUUCUUCAUACAGGGCUUGUCUUGUCUUCGUUGGAUCUGGGAAUUGCGCGAAUGUAGCUUUUGGUGAGUA
Messenger RNA from Racocetra persica, 251 nucleotides. The record is from the annotation of a GenBank genome assembly. Lineage: Eukaryota; Fungi; Glomeromycota; Glomeromycetes; Diversisporales; Gigasporaceae.